CAUCGCUUUCUGUGUGUUGUGUUCUCUGCACAGGCCUCGGUGCUCUGCGCGUAACAGCAACGCCGCUCCGCGGCCCCGAUCAGGAAGUGAAUUUGAAGAAAAUAAGCGACUGUGGAGGUAGAAUGACAUAGGGAGCGGGAGGUGGAAGAGAAGCAAGCGGAAAAAGAAGCGACUAACAGAGGGAAGAAUCGACCCGGUUUCUGGACCUGUAUUGGGCUGUUAUCCCGGGAUAUACUGCACACAAAAAAUGCUUAUAAAGGAAUAUCGAGUGAUUCUUCCUAUUUCCGUGGAAGAGUACCAGGUUGGCCAGCUGUACUCUGUGGCUGAGGCCAGUAAGAAUGAGACGGGUGGAGGAGAAGGAGUGGAGGUGCUAAAAAAUGAACCCUAUGAGAAAGAUGGAGAGAAGGGACAGUACACACACAAAAUAUACCAUUUGCAGAGUAAAGUGCCAUCAUUCGUCAGAAUGUUGGCUCCAGCUUCAGCUCUCAAUAUCCACGAGAAAGCCUGGAACGCGUACCCAUACUGUCGCACAGUCAUCACUAAUGAGUAUAUGAAAGAUAACUUCUUGAUCAAGAUUGAGACAUGGCACAAACCUGAUAUGGGACACCUUGAAAAUGUACACGGUUUGGAUGCCGAAACCUGGAAGAAAGUGGAUGUUGUCUAUAUUGAUAUUGCAGACAGAAGCCAAGUGGAACCAAAGGUGAAAUCAUCACCUUAAAAUCAAUGCAGAGACCAUCACAGCAUCUAGCUUUUGUUAUGUAACGGCUGUGUGCAGGCAGGAAAAGGACCCAAAGUGCAGACUCCAGAGACAAACAAGGAACUUCCUAACAAGAAAGACUGCCCACACAUGUGUGCCUACAAGCUGGUCACUGUCAAAUUCAAGUGGUGGGGCCUGCAAAAUAAAGUGGAGAAUUUCAUUCAAAAGCAAGAGAAGCGUUUGUUCACUAAUUUUCACCGCCAGCUGUUCUGCUGGAUUGACAAAUGGAUUGAACUGAACAUGGAAGACAUACGUCGCAUGGAGGAGCAGACACGUAGGGAGCUGGAUGAGAUGAGAGUGAAGGACCCUGUGAAAGGGAUGGUCGCUCUAGAGGACUGAGGCUGUAUUGGACCGUGAAUGCUGCUGCUCAUCAGAUCAGAAUAUCCAGACACCAGCGGAUUCACAUCCUCCUUUUGUCUCAACUGACGCAACAUCCGACCGGCCGGUCCAAAACCCACCUCUUGCAGUCCAAUUUGGUUUCAGGGACCUGGACCCAGUAAACUUCCAGUUUUCAGCUGAUGUUCUCCGUCCUUCCCUCCUCUCACACUCAUCUGUAUUUUUGGUUUAUUUUUUUUGAUCUAGUGUCCCCAUGUUAAUUGCUCUGAGGCCUCCAGUAGCAAAAUUAUAGAUCUUGUCAGUCAGUCAGUCCUCUCUUUCUGUCUAAAUUGUUCUAAACUACAGAGAAUAGUGUCAUUUAUUUCUAUUUAGGAUAUCCCAGUAGUGUAUAUAUAAAGUAUAUCGGAGAGUUGAAUAAUUGUACUGAAGUACAUAUAUAUGUGUAUAUACAUAUAUAUAUAUAUAUAUAUAUAUAUAUAUUAAAAAAAACAAGAUUUUUAAAAUGAUUCAGUACAUUUUGUGAGUGGAUGUUUAUUUUUUUUCCAGAUCAAGCCAAGCUGUAUGCUCAGUGCUGUGUUGCUUGUUUGAUCCUUUAAUUUCUUCUUUUUUUGUCAUUGUAUCUCCUUUUCUCCAUUUGUGUCAUGCAGUGUUUCCCUUUCUUAUUGAAAUCGAUUUGCAAAUCUACAAAUCCCAGCUGCAAGGUCGGGAUUGUGCUAAGAGUUUUGUGUUAUCUCUGCUAUAAAUCUGACCUAACAGAUACGAUUUUUGCCCCCGUAAAUAUGUUGACAAGUUCAUUAGCUUUUCUGCUGCUUUGUGAAUGUGUGUUUGCAUAUAUAUAUAUGUGUGUGUGUGUGGUUGUGGCAGGGCUUAGUGGUGUGUGUCUUUGUAACAUUGCUAGGUCACCAAGUUUUUCAGCUGUAUUUUUCAUGCCUCUUUCAGCAGAUCCUCCCCAGUUUCAUUUGGCUGUUCGGGGUGCUCGAAAUUGCCGUAAUUGAAGAUUGUGUCUGAAUACAAGUAUACAGUAAUGCAUAUAAAUAGAAAUACAGAGAGAGCAAUAGCUGAGAGGGGUGCUGGUAAAAUGUGUCACCGUGCAAAAUAAAAAAUUUAGAGCAGACAACUGGAACAGUCAUAAACAAGUGUAGGCCUGUGUCUUUUUUUAUUCUUCUGUUGGUGAUCUGUGCUGUCAUUCUGCAUCAGGUCUUGCCUUGUCAUCUGUUGUGUCAUCUUCAGUGGAUAAAUGGUGUUAUCCAGCAAUAGCAAUAACUAUCAUGACACGCUGGUCUCUCCUUGGUCAUUGCAGUUUUAGAAAACUGGAGCGCAAGCCUCAACUCAAGAGGGCUCAAGUUGCUUACUCAUCAUUAAAUUCCAUGUUUAUUGUCUUUGCAUGGGUUGAUUUUCUCUUGUGGGAUCUAAAGGUUGUUAUUUAAAUUUGUGUUUUGUUUUGGAGGGGAUUUUUCUGGGUGUAUGCAUGAGUGUGAAUGUGUCAUGCAGGGUAGUGAGUGUCUUUGUAGAAAGUUGAUCCUAGUUACAAACAAGGGAGAAAUUAAGCUACAGCGGGCGCUAUUUUGUUUUUCUUCUUGCUGGUGUUUGUUUGGCUUCCUUUGCCUUCCUUCCGUCCCGUCAUCUACUUCACAUCCUGCACAUGUUUUAACAGUAUGGAAAGCUUAAAGAGAAAGCAACAGGUAACGAGACAAGAAAAUGAUUAUGGACAUUUUGCACUAACAAGCUAAUAUUAGUUCAUGUAAAAUAAUUUAGAAACUUUAAAAUAACAGAUAAAUAAAGCCUAUUUUUUGUAGUUUAUGCACAAUCAUUACUAAAGUACAAUAAUGCAUACUUACUGAAUUUUGUAGUAUAAAUAUCAAUUUCACUAUUGGGUUUUUCAUUUGCAAUUACUAAAUAAAAACGGUAUCGAUCAA
Neolamprologus brichardi is the source of this 3009-nucleotide messenger RNA. Lineage: Eukaryota; Metazoa; Chordata; Actinopteri; Cichliformes; Cichlidae. The record is from RefSeq and is a predicted model, not a curated record.